AUGAGACUUCCAACAGUCCAAGGGUCAAUCCUGUUGGUGCACCCUACCUGUGGCCCCACUCAGCCGGGCGAUAUCGACGGCUUGGUUCGUAUCCAGACCUACGAGGCUCUGAAGGAGGAGACUAAGCAGGAGUUCCCCAUGUUCAGAUGGGCCUACCUGCCUUACAGCAUGAAGAUGGCGGGUCCUCGUGAAGCCAUUCAGCACAUGAUCAUCCGAAAGCCGGGGGCCCAUUGGGACCCGGAGGCCAAAACUCUGAGCAGUGAUUUUGGGAACUAUGGCGCCACUCACUUCAUCAUCGGCCGUGACAUGGCAGGCACCAAGAGCACCAUCGAUGGCGAGGAUUUCUAUGGCCCAUACGACGCUCAGGAGACCGGCAAGAAGUACUCCGCCGAGCUGGGGGUGACGGUGACCCACUACGAGAACAUGGUGGGACGGCGGAGGGACCGAGGAUACGAUGAUCAGCAAAGAUUGGGUAAAGCAAGAAGCACGGGAAUUUACCGGCGCAUGUUGGAUGAUCCAAGGGAUGCGUUUGGAUGA
This is a messenger RNA of Cladocopium goreaui, 537 nucleotides long. NCBI's taxonomy places the organism in Eukaryota, Dinophyceae, Suessiales, Symbiodiniaceae. The record is from the annotation of a GenBank genome assembly.